Mycena indigotica is the source of this 2502-nucleotide messenger RNA. RefSeq lists its product as uncharacterized. Gene Ontology annotation, cellular component: TORC2 complex; cytoplasm; plasma membrane. Bases 46 to 2502 code for a protein of 818 amino acids. Gene Ontology annotation, molecular function: phosphatidylinositol-4,5-bisphosphate binding. The transcript is spliced from 9 exons. The record is from RefSeq and is a predicted model, not a curated record. NCBI's taxonomy places the organism in Eukaryota, Fungi, Basidiomycota, Agaricomycetes, Agaricales, Mycenaceae. Gene Ontology annotation, biological process: TORC2 signaling.
CCUUCUUUGGCAGCCACCGUCGACGCGACUGGUGUGCUGAGCACCAUGUCGCUCAUUAGCGACACCAGCUAUUUAAUCCACUCGAUGCGUCUGUCGUACCUGCGAGAAGUAGACUCAGACCCGUAUGGACCUCGACUAAUCACGCUUGCCCCCACCUACAACACCAACUCAUAUAUUAUAUCCGCGUCGCUCAACGAUAUUGAUCGAUGGCCCGAGCUCGCAAUGCCGUCCAGUCCGCAGCUCAGUGACGAUGAGCGACCCUCGGGUUUCCCUGGCGCUCGACUGAAAUAUAGCACCACUAUCAUGGGGGGCAGGACGGGAGGACUGGGGCUGCGGGUGAAUGGGAAACGGGCAUCUACGUCUAAGCGCAUGUCUAUGGGGCGGACACCACGAGAGAAGGAGUUGGAGGCAACAGCCGCCCCUUCGACAAGUUCUCUGUCUGAACACAAGGACAACAAAUUCAUUGGUUCGGUGCCCAGCUCUGCUCCAGAGGUCACGAUCCAGCAGCCCACAGUCGCGGAAGAAGCUCCAGUUGCGAAAGUUGUUCAAUUCAUCCCGAAAUUCAAAGGCGCUGCCGAAAUGGAAAGGCGGAGAAGGAUGCGAAUGGCAGCUCGCCGUGGACCAGGAGGUGCGGCAACGGCAGCUCCCCCCGUUCUCGACUUUUCGUCUUCUUCUUCAUCUGAAGAGGAAGUCGUCGCAGACGACUCGUCAACUGAUUCAGACUUUGGUCCGUCAAAUGCAGCUAUGGACGAUGGAGAUGAAUUCGAUCCCGACUUUGCUGCCAGUCGCUCGCCAGGAUUGACCUCAGACAGUGUGUCCGAAGUCACUUCUGUUUUCUCAGCAACUGCAUCAUCUGUCCCAAUAUCCCAGUCCAGUACCAGUCUUGCGCUCCCUCGCAAUCGUGCACGGUUAAGCCCCGUCUCCGAAGGCCCUACCCCUGAUCGUAACCCCCACUUCGAAAUGCUGACGCCAAGCACAAGUUCUCGUAAACCAGACAUUCCUGCUCGAAACCCAGCCCGUGUUCAGGGCGGCCAAAGUGGCUCAUCCUCCUCCGCCAAUAAACCCGAAAUCAUCUUCGCACGCAAGAAAGUCGCCCCAUUACCUAGAAAUACUCCUCGUUCCGCGUUAACCGCAAUGCUGGUUUCUUCGGGAGAGAUUACAAAUCCGUUUGCAGAGCUAUACGCCACGGUAUCUGGAAGGGGAGAGGGUGCUCAGACGAGUGUUCAAGUUUACUUUCCGUCAGCAAGAGCACCCCGUGGACAAGCGAUGGAUCUCAGUGUUCGGAAGGAUGCGACAGUUGAAGAGGUUAUUGGGUUUGCAUUGUGGACUUAUUGGGAAGAGGGUUGGUUGCCCAAGCUAGACGAGGGAAUCGAGAAUGACGAAGAUAAGAAAGCGACCCGGCUCUCUGCAAUCGGGUGGACGAUGCGUAUUGCAGAGGAUGAUGGAGAGGUUGACGAUGACUUCCCCCCACCGGAUCGCAUUGGGAAAAUUGCCAAAUUCAAUGCGGAUGCUUAUGCAAUUCUUGAGGCCACUCCAGCUCAAAUCCAACAAAAUCGCCUGAUCGAGAGCAAUAUUCAAAGGCAUCCGUCGCGUCUCACUGCAGCCAAAAAAGUGGAGAAACCAUCAGCGCUCACUCUUGCCGUUGCCGCCAGCAGCGCGUUGCCUGGAAGCGGUAUAUUUGGCUCAGCAUUGGGCGGUUCAGUUCCCUUUUCGACAUCAUUCGGUCCUUCAUCUGGGCACGGCCCUCAACUUUUCCUUCGUAUCAAGGUCGAGGACGGACCUGAUGCGAUCCAUGUUGGCACAACCAUCUCAGUCUCCGCAGGAAUGUAUAUGCAAGAAGUACUCGAGAAGGUUUGCAGCAAGACUAAACUCGACAAUCCGGAGAAUUACGCGCUGUUGCUGGCGACUGACAACACGAGAAUAUUGAUUCCGUUGGAUCGAACGGUGGCAAGUUUGGGCGGAAAACGAGAACUAGUGCUCAUCAGGAGGACUCUGAUCGGUGAUAACGUCGUGCGCGGUACUGGCAAGACGACCGACCCCAAUGCACUGAUCCUCAAGCGUAUGUCUGAUACGCCUGAGGUGGUGAAAUACUCUUCAACAUCCGCCAUCGACUUCAACAACGUCUACAAGCAGUAUACCAUCUACCGCAAGAUGCCAAUGCUUGUUGCUAAACAGGAACGCACCCUUGCGUUCGAUGGACUCUAUAUUCAUAUUAUACCAACAGCCAACAAGGCAACGAAGGCUGUCUUCGAUAGUGGUAAACACCUCUCGUAUCACAUCCGUAGUAUUGCGGACUGUCAACAGUCGACCAAGAGCAGUGCAUUGUUCAAGCUGGUGUUGGGGAGGAGUGGGUCAAGCGGGAAGAAGCGAUAUGACUAUGAGGCAGAGAGUCCCAAACAUGCCAGCGAGAUUGUUGCGCAAAUAUGGUCGCUGAAGAACUCUGCGGACAACCGCGUUGGUACUCGGUCUCUCAGACGAAGUCGUCAUGGUGUGGUGAACUGA